Chanos chanos (milkfish) is the source of this 1920-nucleotide messenger RNA. RefSeq names its product heat shock protein family A (Hsp70) member 1B (gene hspa1b). NCBI's taxonomy places the organism in Eukaryota, Metazoa, Chordata, Actinopteri, Gonorynchiformes, Chanidae. The record is from RefSeq and is a predicted model, not a curated record. Gene Ontology annotation, molecular function: ATP-dependent protein folding chaperone; ATP binding. The coding region runs from base 1 to 1920 and encodes 639 amino acids. The transcript has a single exon.
AUGUCAUCGGCUAAAGGAGUAUCCAUUGGAAUUGACCUGGGUACGACUUACUCCUGCGUAGGUGUAUUUCAGCAUGGAAAAGUGGAAAUCAUUGCAAAUGACCAGGGUAAUAGGACCACGCCCAGCUAUGUGGCCUUCACAGACACAGAGAGGCUCAUUGGAGAUGCUGCCAAAAACCAGGUGGCCAUGAACCCCAACAACACAAUAUUUGAUGCCAAGCGCCUCAUCGGCCGAAAGUACAAUGAUCCUAUUGUGCAGUCUGACAUGAAGCUCUGGCCAUUCAGAGUGGUCAGUGACGGUGGUAAGCCCAAAGUUCAGGUAGAGUACAAGGGAGAGACCAAGACAUUCUACCCUGAGGAGAUUUCCUCCAUGGUCCUUGUCAAAAUGAGGGAAAUUGCUGAAGCCUAUCUUGGACAGAGAGUCACCAAUGCAGUCAUUACAGUUCCAGCCUAUUUCAAUGACUCACAGCGUCAGGCCACCAAAGAUGCUGGAGUAAUAGCCGGGCUUAAUGUUCUCAGGAUCAUCAAUGAACCCACAGCAGCUGCAAUCGCCUAUGGACUGGACAAAGGCAGGAAAGGCGAACGCAACGUCUUAAUCUUUGAUCUCGGUGGAGGCACUUUUGAUGUAUCCAUCCUGACGAUUGAGGAUGGAAUCUUUGCGGUCAAGGCUACAGCUGGUGACACACAUCUUGGAGGAGAGGACUUUGAUAAUCGCAUGGUCAAACACUUUGUCGAAGAGUUCAAGAGGAAACACAAGAAAGACAUCAGCCAAAACAAGAGGGCAGUAAGGAGACUUCGCACUGCCUGUGAGAGGGCCAAGAGAACCUUAUCUUCCAGCUCCCAAGCCAGCAUUGAGAUUGACUCUCUAUUUGAUGGCAUUGACUUCUACACGUCGAUCACAAGGGCUCGCUUUGAGGAGCUGAAUUCCGAACUCUUCAGGGGAACACUGGAACCUGUGGAGAAGGCUUUGAUGGAUGCUAAAAUGGACAAAUCUCAAAUCCACGACAUCGUCUUGGUUGGUGGCUCCACAAGAAUCCCAAAGAUCCAGAAACUUCUGCAGGAUUUCUUUAACGGCAGGGACCUGAACAAGAGCAUAAACCCAGAUGAAGCAGUGGCAUAUGGUGCGGCUGUUCAGGCAGCUAUUCUCAUGGGUGACACCUCUGAAAAUGUCCAAGACUUACUGCUUCUGGAUGUUGCCCCACUUUCGCUGGGUAUUGAGACAGCUGGAGGAGUCAUGACUGCCCUCAUCAAACGCAACACUACAAUCCCCACCAAACAGACACAGAUCUUCUCUACCUACUCUGACAACCAACCAGGUGUGUUGAUCCAAGUAUAUGAGGGAGAGAGGGCCAUGACUAAGGACAACAACCUGCUUGGCAGGUUUGAGCUCACAGGUAUUCCUCCAGCACCAAGAGGUGUGCCUCAGAUUGAGGUGACCUUUGACAUUGACGCAAACGGCAUCCUGAAUGUUUCUGCAGUGGACAAGAGCACUGGUAAAGAGAACAAGAUCACUAUCACGAACGACAAGGGUCGCCUGAGCAAAGAGGAUAUCGAGAGGAUGGUGCAGGAAGCGGAGAAGUACAAGGCUGAAGAUGAGGUCCAGAGAGAGAAGAUUGCUGCCAAGAACUCUCUGGAAUCCCUCGCCUUUAAUAUGAAGAACAGUGUCGAGGAUGAAAAACUUCAGGGGAAGAUUAGCGAGGAGGACAAGAAGAAGGUUGUUGACAAGUGUAAGGAGGUCAUAAGUUGGCUUGAGAACAACCAGCUGGCUGAAAAAGAGGAGUAUGAGCACCACCAGAAGGAACUGGAGAGCGUGUGCAACCCCAUCAUCUCCAAACUGUACCAAGGAGGAGUACCUCCCGCUGGCUGUGGAGCCCAGGCAGAUUCAGGCUCUCAGGGUCCCACCAUUGAAGAGGUGGACUGA